Amoebophrya sp. A25 is the source of this 1783-nucleotide messenger RNA. The record is from the annotation of a GenBank genome assembly. Lineage: Eukaryota; Dinophyceae; Syndiniales; Amoebophryaceae.
AGAGACAGGACUCGUGAAAGAUGGCCUUCCGCUAGUUUUUAUGUUUUGUACUUGUCUCCAAAGUGGAUCGCUCCUCACAUAUUUUUCGAUGGAUUUGUACGCCAGGUCUGAUGUCGCUUGAUCCAAACUAAAGACAAGAGGUGUCGUUGACAGGGCGAUCGUGAUGAUCUGGCAUUGUUGCUUGAGCUCGUUGUAUGUGCCAGUGAUGAUACUUCCUAUUUCUCCGGAUUGAUGACUCAUGCGAAUGCGUACAGGCGUCUCGACCCUGCUUCUGGGCAGGCGACGGUUGCGCCGCGGUCUCGUGAAUUACAAGGACUUCGUCGAAUUCAUCCGGCCAUUGGGGCUCGGCUCCGCGACCGAGUACCGUGCAUGGGCCAAAAUCACGCCACGGCCGAAAUACAUCCCGUGUCAGCCUGACCGUACCUAUCGAGGGGUAGGGUGGGAGUCAUGGGCGAGCGCUCUCGGUCGAGACAGGAUCAACGGAAAUCGGUUUUCUUUGUCGGAGCUCACCGCGCUGGAACCUGACGAAGAAACCUUUGCUCGCAAGAACGUUCCUGGAGUGAGGUACGAGCAUGCUUUUGGCUUGUUUCAGAAACUAACGGAACAGUUCGCAACGGGCUAUCACUUCUUCCGCCUUCCCGGACGAGCAGUCCCGAAUCUCUUUUUCAGGAGAAGGGGCAGCAAGCGUGUCGAUCACUGGGCAGCGCUCCAGCUGAAGAGCUCGAAACGAAGGUCGCCCCAAGGCCGGCAUUUGUUUGUCGGGCUGGAUGCAUCCGAGAACAUCGGGAAAGUGCUGAUUUCGUUGGAGGACAAAAGCGUGUGCAUCCGUCAUUCGUCCGAGCUAACGCCGCAGCCAUCCAGAUAUCCAGGCGCAUCGUGUGGACGGUGCAAUGUUGUCUUGCGCAGCGCGAUCAGAAGUGACUUGCGUGACCCCACUGCGGUAGGAUCUGAAGCAUCCGCGUCUUUGGACCGUCUGUGGGAUGUUUUGCCGAGGAAGCAAAUAUCAGACUGGUGUGCAGAUUUUUCCGAAACCUGGAGUAUCUCUAGGCAUCAUAAGUUUAUCGCGAGGCUCGCAGAAACACUCUACUUCCCCGCGGGAUUCAAUGACACGUGGACAUGGAGAGAAGAGCUGCCGCGUGGCACCUUUGGCGAAAAGCACAACAUGCAGCUAGGGCCGCAUCGCUGUUUGCAAAAAGUAGCGUCAUGGCAUGAUGAGGAUAGGGGAGUGAUGGACAUCGACAGGUGCAUGUGGAGGAGUACAAUAAAAUUAUCACGGCCCUUUAGGCCCGCAGCAGGUGGGGAACAGGUGUACACGUAUUACGAUAUCUCGGAUCCCAUUGACUUUUACAUCUGUAUUCACCACAAUAAAUCUGAUUUGUUGGGAGUAUUCGUUUUUCCAAAACAGGUGCUAAGAGAAUAUGGGUAUUUGUCUGACAGAGCCACGGGUGAAAGGGGUAGGAAGGUAAUGGCACUGUACUCCUCCGAGAACCGUGCGAGACCUCGUAAUGACAAAGAAGAAUUCGCGAGAGUCCAGCAAGAUUUCUACAUAGAUUUGUCUGGUAGUAGUUGUAGCAGAAUUAGUCUCGAAGGAGCUUCGUCAUCUGACCAUCAAGAAGAUUGUUAUGAAAGACCUGUGGGCCGCUUUCUCGCGAUAUUGGACAAGCAUGGACAACAAAAGCUAGCGUCGACGUGAUCGAUUGAUGUGGUGACACUGUCGAUAAGCUCCGUGAGCACCUAGAAGAACUUGUCAAAGUCGUGACUCAAGCUGCUUCACGUUCUGCAG